This is a messenger RNA of Dermochelys coriacea (leatherback sea turtle), 5078 nucleotides long. It is a transcript of the gene MLLT10, whose product is annotated as MLLT10 histone lysine methyltransferase DOT1L cofactor. Gene Ontology annotation, cellular component: nucleus. Gene Ontology annotation, biological process: regulation of transcription by RNA polymerase II. The transcript is spliced from 19 exons. The record is from RefSeq and is a predicted model, not a curated record. Lineage: Eukaryota; Metazoa; Chordata; Testudines; Dermochelyidae. Bases 290 to 3331 code for a protein of 1013 amino acids. Gene Ontology annotation, molecular function: nucleosome binding; histone binding.
GGCCUUCUCCACAGGGAGGUACAGCGCGCCUGCGCGCGGGCCUUGCUGGGUUGCCUGUCUGCCUGCAGACUGCUGUCCUCAGCGUGCUGCCCCUGUGUGCGUUCGUGACUGACUGAUACAGCCCGGGUGGGGGCGAGGAGAGACUCCGCCCGCGGACAUGGGUCCUAAAUCACUGCUGUGGCGGCGGCGGCGGUGGCGGCUGAGUGCCUGAGGGGGAGCCCCGGCCGGGGGAGGGGAGAGAGGCAGGGGCGCUGCGGUGUGCGGUGUUGACGGUGUUUUUAACCCUUAGAUGGUCUCCAGCGAGCCGCUGCUGCUGCCUGUGUCACUGGAGGGCGAGUUCUCCAAUAGCAUGAAGGAGAUGAUCGGCGGCUGCUGCGUGUGCUCCGACGAGAGGGGCUGGGCCGAGAACCCGCUGGUUUACUGCGACGGGCACGGCUGCAGUGUCGCAGUGCAUCAAGCUUGCUAUGGAAUUGUUCAAGUACCUACCGGACCUUGGUUCUGCAGGAAGUGUGAAUCUCAGGAAAGAGCAGCCAGAGUGAGAUGUGAAUUAUGCCCUCAUAAGGAUGGUGCUUUAAAGAGAACAGAUAAUGGGGGUUGGGCUCAUGUGGUUUGUGCCCUGUACAUUCCCGAGGUGCAGUUUGCAAAUGUUUCUACAAUGGAACCUAUCGUGUUGCAGUCUGUUCCUCAUGAUCGUUAUAAUAAGACAUGCUAUAUUUGUGAUGAACAAGGCAGAGAAAGCAAAGCAGCAACUGGUGCUUGCAUGACAUGUAACAAACAUGGAUGUCGACAAGCUUUCCAUGUAACAUGUGCACAGUUUGCAGGACUUCUUUGUGAAGAAGAGGGUAAUGGUGCAGAUAAUGUCCAAUACUGUGGCUACUGUAAAUACCAUUUUAGUAAGCUGAAAUAUAAAGAAAAAGACAAACAUAAACAAAAAUACAAGAAGCAAUCUGAGUCUUCACCAUCUUUGGUUCCGUCUCUUACUGUAACUACAGAGAAAACUUACACAAGCACUAGCAACAAUUCUAUGCCAGGCUCCUUGAAACGGUUGGAAGAUACCACAGCUCGAUUUACAAAUGCAAAUUUCCAGGAAGUUUCUGCACAUACUUCAAGUGGAAAAGAUUCUUCAGAGGCUAGAGGGUCAGAGAGCAAAGGGAAGAAAUCUGCAGGUCACAACUCAGGUCAGAGGGGAAGAAAGCCUGGUGGUGGAAGGAAUCCAGGAACAACCGUGUCAGCUGCUAGUCCUUUUCAGCCAGGCAGUUUUUUGGGGACUCCUGGCAGUGUAAAAUCAUCUUCUGGAAGUUCAGUUCAAUCUCCCCAGGAUUUUUUGAGUUUUACUGAAUCAGAUCUGCGUAAUGACAGUUACACUCAUGCCCAACAGACUUUGUCAACCAAAGAUGUACAUAAAGGAGAGAUGGGAAACCAGGAAGGGAGUGUGAAUUGUUUUAGUUCCUUAAUUGUUCUCCCUUCAACCUCAGCCAUUGUUUCCCAGUCUAAAAACUUUGACAGCUCACCUGGAGACUUAGGUAAUACAAUCCUUACUUCAACAGGAUACAAGCGAGUCCAAACUUCUGGGAUAGAAGAAGAGACUGUAACAGAAAAGAAACGGAAAGGAAAUAAACAAAAUAAACAUGGGCCUGGUAGGCCCAAAGGGAAUAAAAGUCAGGAGACUAUUUCCCACCUAUCAAUUUCUUCUGCUUCUCCAACGUCAUCUGUGGCAUCUGCUGCAGGAAGUGCAACAAGCUCUAGUCUUCAAAAGUCCCCAACAUUGCUCAGGAAUGGAAGUUUACAAAGUCUUAGUGUUGGAUCAUCUCCAGUUGGUUCAGGUAUUUAUAGCAGCAAUGAUGUAGCAGUAUCAUUUCCUAAUGCGGUAUCUGGCUCAGGAUCUAACACUCCCAUUUCCAGUUCUCAUUUACCUCAGCAGGCUUCUGGUCACUUGCAGCAAGUGGGAACUUUGUCACCUUCAGCUACAUCUUCUGUAACUACUGUUGCAACAACUCAGGCAAACACCCUACCUGGAUCUUCCCUCAGUUUGCCUCCAUCCCACAUGUAUGGCAAUAGGCUGAACCCUAAUUCAGCAAUGGCAGCACUUAUAGCUCAGUCUGAAAACAGUCAAGCAGAUCAAGAUCUUGGAGAUAAUACUCACAGCCUUGUUGGCAGGGGAGGUUCACCCAGAGGAAGUCUCUCACCACGAUCUCCUGUAAGCAGCUUACAGAUUCGCUAUGAUCAGUCAGUGAACAGCAGUGUGGAAAAUUUGCCCCCGGUAGCUGCCAGCAUUGAACAGCUUUUGGAGAGGCAGUGGAGUGAAGGCCAGCAAUUUUUGCUAGAACAGGGCACCCCUAGUGACAUUCUGGGAAUGCUGAAGUCAUUACACCAACUUCAAGUUGAAAAUCGACGGUUAGAGGAACAGAUUAAGAACCUGACCGCUAAAAAGGAGCGCCUCCAGCUAUUAAAUGCACAGCUUUCAGUUCCCUUUCCAACAAUAACUUCAAACCCUAGCCCAUCUCAUCAAGUACAUGCAUUUCCAGCACAAGCUGCACCUAGCACUGAUUCCUUGAACAGAAGUAAAAGCCCUCAUCUGGGAAACAGUUUUUUACCUGACAAUUCUCUCCCUGUAUUAAACCAGGAGAUAACCUCCAGUGGACAGAGUACCAGCAGUUCAUCAGUUCUUUCCACUCCACCACCUGCUGGGCAGAGUCCUGCUCAGCCAGGCUCAGGAGUUCAACAGGUCAAUGGUGUGACAGUGGGGGCACUAGCUAGUGGUAUGCAGACUGUAACAUCCACCAUUCCUGCAGUGCCUGGUGUGGGUGGAAUAAUUGGAGCAUUGCCAGGUAACCAGCUGGCAAUCAAUGGAAUUGUAGGGGCUUUAAAUGGGGUGAUUCAGACCCCUGCCACAAUAUCCCAGAAUCCUUCUCUCACUCAUGCAGCUGUGCCACCUAAUGUAUCACAUCCUCUGCCAACAACACUAAAUAACAGUGCCUCGGGACUAGGAUUACUUCCUGACCAACAGAGACAACUUCUGCUCCAUCAACAGCACCAGCAAUUUCAGCAGUUACUGAGUACUCAACAACUCACAUCAGAACAACAUCAGGCCCUUCUGUAUCAGCUAGUGCAGCAACAGCACCAUCAACACCAACACCACCAGCCUGAAGUGCAGCAAUUGCAGAUCCCAGGAGUAGCACAGAUACCCAUAAAUAACCUGCUUUCAGGCAAUCAAGCAUCACCCCUUCAUACAACUACCAACCCAUUUCUUACAAUUCAUGGGGAUAAUGCAACUCAAAAAGUGACAAGGCUUAAUGAUAAAACUGGAUCGGUUGCACCUGAAAAAAGUUGACAUUUGAAUAAUAUUUGAGAACUGCAUGUCCUGCUAUUAUAGCACUUCAUCUAGCUGCGAAUCUUCCUUUCUGCAGAUAUGAAGAAAUGCAACAAGGACCUAACUGCACAGCAAAGGAUUAAUCUUCAUAAGGACAUUCUUUUAAGGCUCUGAUCUACUUUCUUGUUGCACUGAAAUGGAACUACUUCUUCAGAUUUAACAGACACUGCAAAAAAUCAAAUUCUGCAAACCAUAAUUAUUUUGUCAGUAUGACAAUACUAAGUACAACUACACAUUCAACCCUGGAAAAUAUCCUACUUGAUGCUCAAGUAGUAGUUCUUAUUAUACAGCUGGAGGGCUAGUAAACUGAAAAUACGUAUUCCAGUCACACAUUACUUUAUUUCAGAACAGGAGUCUUAGCAAACAAAUCAACCUUAUCUAUGCUGCAAUUGCAAAUGCUUUCAGACCCAGCUUGUAAUUGGCAGUGUGGAUUUCCUGUUAGGUGUUUUUGGCUUUGUAAAACAUUUUGAAAUCUGACUCAUGAUAUAAAGAAUCCAAUUCUGAACUUGUCACUCCAUCAAAUUUCUAUUGACUAUAGAGUGAAUUUUGCCAGAAUAAGAAUUUCAGGGUAGAGUCCAAAGGUUAACAACAUUCAUUUGGGUUUUGUGAGUUCUAAGGUUGCUGGACAAACCAAAUCAGUUUAAAUGGAAUUUUUUUUUUUUAACCAGAUGAGAAGGCCACUUUGGAAAGUACUGGUAGUGUUUGGCCUAAACUAAGUGCCUGUUGCUACCUCCAUUGUGUUGAAAUGGCUGCAGACAGCUGAGCAUGCACUAGACAAGUCCUUGUAAGCAGCAGAAAUAUUCAACAUUGCACCAGCAGCCUUCCCCAUUGUUCUGCCUUUAUUAGAAGUGUUUAAGCCACUGUAGAUAGCUCAGGCAAAUUGUUACCUGGGUCACUUUUCACUAAUAAAUUACCAAAAAAGUGAGUAGAUAUUUAAACAUAUACCAGUGGUUGAAAUGGGUGAGCUUAUUGUUAGAACAUUUUCACUUAGGAUAGAUGAUUUCAUGGCAUGACCCUAUGCAGUGUGGUAGAGUGUAGAUAAAAAUUGGGAUUAAUGACCACUAAUCUGUAUUUAGAUGUGUAAAUUAUUAGUGGAAAAUGAUCCAGCUGUAAUUAGACCUCCACUGUGUACUUAAUUGGAAGAACAUGUUAAUUCUGCAAUAUGUCUCUUGGUUAGACAUUGCACAGUUCUUACCUCAUUUCUGUAAAUAAGGUUUUUGUGAAUCUGUUUUGUAUUGUGAGAAAUUCAUAAGAAAACAUUGAUAUUUUGAUUUGUAAUAUUUCUAAUUGGUAGAUUUAAUCAAAUAAUUUAUUUUUAUACGUUCAGGGGGAUUUUAAAAAAUUGUCACAAAUCACUUUUGUGGAUACUUUACAAAAGUAAAUCAGUGUGGUUUAUUUUACUUAUUUAACCUACUGGUUAAUAUUCUGUAACAAUUUGUACAAAUGAUAAAAUUAAAAUGUGCUGUUAUUUUGCUUAGAUGUAAAAUUCCAAGAGUAUGAAAAGAUAUGUACAGAGCUUUUGUUAAUAAAUUUUAAUAAUGUUCAUAGUGGUACACUUCACAGCUGUGAGAGAGAUUCUUGUAGAAGUUGGAGGAUAUUCUGUCCUUCCAGUUCUAUUAAUAAUCUAUGACUGGCUGGAUUUUAGUACUUGUUGCUACUGUAAUAAUCAGAUAUCAAAUUAUACUAAAGUUAUUAUUUACAACAACUA